CUCGCGGAAGCUGCGAAAUUGGGGAGAGUUGCGCGCGCUUGCUUUGUUGGGCGAAGAAGGUGAACUUCAGGGCUUUCGACCGCUUUUUACGAGCGGGGAUUCCCGGUGACGCCUGGUAGGGGGUGGAGAGUUUAACCUACCCCGUCACAAGACACACACACACACGCACAACAACACCUUCCGCGUGAAAAGAAAGAGCUGGGCUGGUAGACAGCCGCGACCAUUGAAAUGGCGGAGGCGAUGGGGAUGAUGGCGUGGUUGGCCGCCUUGAUUUUGCUGCGGAAGGUUGAAUCUCCACCACUGUGGGCCCACUGCGAGCCUGGAGAAUUCCCAUAUUCUGGGAUUUGUUGCAAACUCUGUCCUGCAGGUACCCACGUUGAAGAAUUCUGUACUAUCCCACAUACACUGGGAACGUGUGAAGCCUGUAUAGAUGGAGAAAAUUAUACUGCAUAUGACAAUCGUUUAGAGCACUGCUUACCAUGUAUUGAGUGCAAAUCUGGUUUCAAAAUGAUAGCACCUUGCACCAGCAAGAAGAAGAUUGAAUGUCAGUGCAAUGAUGGCUAUUUCUGCCCUCCAGGCUGUGAGGAGUGUGUGAAAUGCAAGAGGUGUCCUAAAGGACAGGGGAUUAUUGAAAGCUGCAAUGCCACAACGGAUACAAAAUGUGGACCACCAUAUCCAGACGCUUCAGCUUCCUCAUUUACAAGUGGGAUCGGGAUUGGUGUUCCACUGGUUAUCUUGGUGGUGGUUUUGAUAUGUUGCAUCAUAUAUAAAUGGAGAAAAUCCAAUUCUGUAAUGAAGAAAGGGAAAGAAGAAUCCACAGACCAUUUGAUACCUGAUAACAACGAGAAUGUUAAUUCUACAACUGAAGCCACUGUUGCUUCUCAGGACAGACUGCCUGAAACUGCGGAGAGAGAGAAUUUGGAGAUGGGCAAUAGGGAACAAGAAGAUUAUGUCCUUCCAAAUAGGCCAUCUGUGCCAUCAUCACUUGAGGUUGUUUGCUCAAAUGGGCAGUCCAGUGAAAGGAAUGAUGUACAGAGCUCUAACAAACCUGCAGUAAGGUUUAAAGCUUCUUCUAUGGAAACAUUGGAUGAGGCUUAUUUUCAAACAAAGGACAUAGUGGGACCAGAUUACUGGAAUACACUUAUGAGGAAAUGUGGCUUAUCACACAAUGACAUGCAGAGCAUAGAACAUGAUUAUGCUCAACAUUCUGAUGAACAGCGUUAUCAGAUGUUAAGAACUUUGCGAGACAGGAAUGGAGUUGUUGAGGCUUUUGAUAAAAUAUUUGCCGCCUUGCAAAAAAUGAAGCUUAAUGGUAUUUAUGAAAAUCUAAUAAAUGAACUAAAAAGCAAAGGUUUAAUAAUAAAGGAGACUGAAGACUAAUUUAGCUUUUCUUUCUUUAUUUUUGACUAUGCAAAAACCAGACAGAGAGGAGUCUGUCUUUUUAUGCAUCAAUUUAUUUUAGUGCAUGUUCCCUUGGCUGAGGCUGUGUAAACUGACAACACAGUUGUUGAAAGAAAUAUGGAUCCCAUUUGGGAAAUGAAAUGCUGCAUAUCUGAGCGGGUAAAUUUUGUGCAACAUAUAAACUUUACAAUGGAUAAUGCAGGAACCAAUAAGAGCUUGGUCAGUGUUUGGAAAUUACAGGUUUCUGUGUGAUUCUGUACUGUCCUCUAUAAAAAUGCUAUUGUGACCAACAUUCAGUGUUCAAUAUUACGUGAACUGCUAACAUGCAGCAGGCUGAAGCUGGAUAUAAUAGUUUUCUACAGAAUCAAAAUUAUGUAACCUGUUGGGUAAGUGGAAUUUGAAUAUGUAAAACUUCUUGAAAUAUAAUCCACUGGAAUCGGGCUGGAACUGUGUUCGAAUUUGCUACUAUAGUAUGAAAUGACUGAUGGAUUGUAAUAUUUCAUUUGUGAUCUUAUAUACAAAGAGAUACCGAAUGUUUGCAAUGUCGUACUCUAUAACUAUUUGUACAUAUUUUCCAAUAAAAAAAUUAAUUCUGA
Ahaetulla prasina is the source of this 1997-nucleotide messenger RNA. RefSeq names its product tumor necrosis factor receptor superfamily member 6-like. Gene Ontology annotation, biological process: positive regulation of apoptotic process; TRAIL-activated apoptotic signaling pathway. The transcript has 10 exons. Lineage: Eukaryota; Metazoa; Chordata; Lepidosauria; Squamata; Colubridae. The record is from RefSeq and is a predicted model, not a curated record. Gene Ontology annotation, cellular component: plasma membrane; cell surface. Gene Ontology annotation, molecular function: protein binding. The coding region runs from base 229 to 1380 and encodes 383 amino acids.